AUGGCGCCGGCGGGGCGGCUGGUUCUGUGUGAAGAGAAGAUCCGGGGAAAGACCGGGCUGGCGCCUCACCGCGGCCUGGCUGAACUUCGGUCAUUAUCUAUUCCUGGAACUUACCAAGAAAAGAUUACUCACCUAGGAAAUUCUUUGAUGAAUUUAACAGGUCUAAAAUCUCUAGAUCUCUCACGAAACUCCUUGGUUAGUCUAGAGGGCAUCGAGUACCUGGCGGCGCUGGAGCGUCUCAGCGUCCACCACAACCGUAUCUCCUCGCUGGCGGAGGUCUUUAAGGAGCGCGCGGAAGUGGACUUCCGGCUGAACCCCGUGGUGGAGAGCGUCUUCGUGGUGCGCAUGCUCCCGCGGCUCCGGCAGCUGGAUGACCGCCCUGUGAGGGAGAGUGAGCGGAAAGCAUCCCGGCUGCACUUUGCUUCGGAGGAAUCGCUGGACUCAAAGCAGAGCUUCCCAGCUGUUUUCAGAGUCGAAAGACCGCGUCACUCCGGAGCCAAGUGUACUGACCCCUCGGCCAAGAAGCUUUUGGUCAUGGACGCGGAUGAUGAGGUGGUCCUGAACCUCAUUGCCGAGUGUGAGUGGGGCUUGAGCAGCCCUCUUGGGAGCGUGAGUUCCAGCCAGCGGGAGCAAGAGGCCAGCUUCCAGAGCUCCCCAGAGUCGCGGCAUCUAUUGAGUCCUGAGUCAGCACAGCACCAGUGCGGGGACUCCCUGAGGAAGGGCCCCGAGAAGAGGAGGAGCAGCUCCCGCGGGGGCUGGGUGGGGCCGAGGAUGCAGGACCAGCGCCCCCCGCAGCACGUUGCCCCUCGUCCAGUCCCAGUGUGGCUUGCUCUGCUGGCCCCUGGUGGCCAGGUUCAGCUGUGCUGUGUGGGUGUGGGCUCGUGUGGAGGCCCUGGACUGGAGGUGGGGGACGGAAGAGCACAGGUUGCAGGUCAAGAGCACAGGAAGCGAAGGGUGCGUGGCGGGAGGCUCCAGGCACCUGCGGACCAGGAGUGUCUGAGCUGCUUGGAGGAGGGCCUGAGCAGGAGGGGCGGCUCGGAGGGCCGGAGCCAGGGGCCCUGUUCCCGCUCGGCGGCCUGGGAGCCCGAGCAGCAGAGGCCGCCCAGCGUGCGUGAGGUGAGCCAGGUGUGCAGGCCGCGGGCCGCCGACCUGUCAGGCCGGUCUUCCAUCCUCAGCGCUAACACGGCCCCGAGUGUCAUCCCGGGGGCGCUGGCUUACGCAGCCUCCUCGUCCCGCCGGCUGGAGCCACCCUCGGGAGCGGGGGUCCCGGGCGUGCGUCCCUUGGUUCUCCGAAGGACACGUCCUCGUUCGGGAGUGCACGUUCUCGAGACCCCAGGGUCACCCAGAGCGGUUGUGGACGAUGCUUUAUCGCCCUUGUCACUGGCCCAGUUGGAGAUGGAGACAUUCUCAAAGUUUGGGACACGAGUGAAGACCAUCCAGCAGACAAUGGAUGUCACCCCGGGCGGAGCCUCGCCUGACGGCCUGGCACUUGCUGUGGGGUUGGGGCUUUGCAGGAGGGGUGCUGCCUGCGCUGUCCCCUCCUCUGAGUACUCUGACCCUGUGGUGAUCGUCCUCUUGGAGAGGGCACGACCCUUCUGCCGGGUGGAAGGCAGAAGCCUGACCACACCGGGGACUUCGGCUCCGUCACCCACGCCUGAGGCUGAGGGUCCGGGUGCAGCUUCUGACGGAGAUGUGGACACACGUGCAGGGGGCGGGGAGGUGAAUCCCACGUGCCCCCCCCUGCAGACACAGAAAAAGCCAUGGUCGUGGUUUGUUUCCGUGCAGGUGUGUCCCAAAUUGCACUUGGCCGUGCCGCCCGGGAAGAAGGCCACCCUGGAGGUGGCGCCCCUCGACCUGGUGGACAGGCACUGGAGUGGCUGCAGCCCCCUGCACAGCAGUGAGGUGUUCCUCGCUCAGACAAGACACAUUUUGUCAUCUGUCCAAGAGUUUACAGCCACUCAGGACAGUUCAACAACGGUGAGCGAAGAAAUUAUCUCCCUGACUAUGGAAAAUAAGUCUUUGCGGAGUCGCCUUGCUGAGCUACAGCAGCAGUAUAGCGUGAAGAUGAGUGAGGUGGUGUCGGAACUCAGCGACACUCGGAAGGAGAUGGGUCACCUGCGGCAGCAUCUGGACCGAGCUCUGGAGGAAAGCAGUGGCUUGAAGUCUCUUCUGUUCAGCGUGAAAACAGAAGUGAGAAACGCCGACGCGCCAUCCACACUGAGCUUGCAGAUCACUGGACUUCAGACAAGUGUCGAGAGGCUCUCUGGUGAGAUUGUGGAACUAAAGCAGCAUCUGGAGCCCUACGACAGGAUCCAGGAGCUCACCCAGAUGCUGCAGGAGAGCCAUAGGUCCCUGGUCAGCACCAACGAGCACCUCCUUCUGGAGCUGGGCCGGGUGCGGGCGCGGCACCAGGCCGAGGUGGAGCAGCUGCACUGGAGCUGCAGGGAGCUCGAGAAGACCGCGGCCCUGUUCCCCAGCCUCCCGCCCGCGUCUGCGCCCUGA
Messenger RNA from Mesoplodon densirostris (Blainville's beaked whale), 2502 nucleotides. RefSeq names its product centrosomal protein 72 (gene CEP72). The record is from RefSeq and is a predicted model, not a curated record. Gene Ontology annotation, cellular component: centriolar satellite. Gene Ontology annotation, molecular function: protein binding. Gene Ontology annotation, biological process: regulation of protein localization to centrosome; centriole replication; spindle organization. NCBI's taxonomy places the organism in Eukaryota, Metazoa, Chordata, Mammalia, Artiodactyla, Ziphiidae.